CUCAGCCCAGCCGAGCCCCCCGCCUGGCGCUGCGGCUUGGAGCGGGCGCGGCCCGGCGGGGUUCUUUGUUCGCCGGUCGAGCAGCCCCGGGGCAGCCAGCCAGCGCGGGCGGGAGCCGCGGGCGCCGGGGCAUGAACGGGCGGCGGGGCGUCCUGCCCGACUCCAAAGUCCUCCAGCAGCGCCCUCAGCAGUGAGCCUCGGGGUCGGCCGGCACCCAGCCCGCGGAGGCGGCGCGGCUCCUCCUCCUCCUCCUCCUCGCCCUCCUCCUCCAUGGCGGAGGCCCCCGGCCGCGGCGCCCGUCUCGGCCGAGGAUGGCGGUCCCCGUCCGCGUAGGGAGCCCCCCGCGCGCGGCCGCGCGGCCCCCGGGCACCAUGGAGGAGUGGCGGCAGUGCGGGCGCUGGCUGAUCGACUGUAAGGUCCUGCCUGCCAACCACCGCGUGGUCUGGCCCUCGGCCGCGGUCUUCGAGCUGGCGCAAGCCCUGCGGGACGGCGUGCUGCUCUGCCAGCUGCUGCACAACCUCUCGCCCGGCUCCGUCGACCUCAAGGACAUCAACUUCCGUCCGCAGAUGUCGCAGUUUCUCUGCCUGAAGAACAUCCGGACAUUCCUCAAAGUGUGUCAUGACAAGUUUGGCCUCCGGAACAGCGAGCUCUUCGACCCCUUCGACCUCUUUGACGUGCGGGACUUUGGAAAAGUCAUCUCAGCUGUGUCCAGACUUUCUCAUCACAGCAUUGCUCAGAACAAGGGCAUCAGGCCCUUCCCUUCAGAGGAGACCACAGAAAACGAGGAUGAUGUCUAUCGCAGUUUGGAGGAACUGGCAGAUGAGCAUGAUUUGGGAGAGGACAUUUACGAUUGCGUCCCGUGUGAAGAUGAAGGGGAUGACAUCUAUGAAGACAUCAUCAAAGUGGAAGUCCAGCAGCCCAUGAAAAUGGGCAUGACGGAAGAUGACAAGAGGAGCUGCUGCUUGUUGGAAAUUCAAGAGACAGAAGCCAAAUACCUCAAGACACUGGAAGAGGUCGAGAAGAACUACAUGAAUCCACUGAGGCUGAUCUUGGCUCCCCAAGACAUGGAAGCAAUAUUUAUCAACUUGGAGGACCUUAUUAAAGUGCACUUCAACUUUCUCAGAUCCAUCGAUGUCUCCAUGAUGUCUGGUGGAAGCAGCUUGGCCAAAGUGUUUCUUGAAUUCAAAGAAAGGCUGUUGAUCUACGGCGAGUACUGUAGCCGAAUGGAGCAUGCCCAGACUACCCUAAAUCAUCUCAUGGCCAACCGAGAGGAUGUUCGGCAAAAAAUCGAGGAAUGCACACUGAAGGUUCAGGAGGGGAAGUUCAAGCUCCAGGACCUGCUGGUGGUGCCGAUGCAGAGAGUCCUGAAGUACCACCUCCUGCUCAAAGAGCUGCUCAGCCACUCAUCCGACCGGCCAGAGAAGCAGCAGCUGAAGGAGGCCCUGGAGGCCAUGCAGGACUUGGCCAUGUUCAUCAAUGAAGUCAAACGGGACAAAGAGACACUGAAGAAAAUAAGUGAAUUUCAGAGCUCCAUAGAAAACCUGCCGGUGAAGCUGGAGGAAUAUGGGCGGCCAAAGAUUGACGGGGAACUGAAGGUCCGGUCCAUCGUCAACCACACGAAACAAGAUCGGUAUUUGUUUUUGUUUGAUAAAGUGGUGAUUGUCUGCAAGAGGAAAGGCUACAGCUAUGAGCAAAAGGACAUCAUUGAGCUGUUCUGCUACAAGAUGACCGAUGACCCCACCAACAAUAAGGACAUCAAGAAGUGGUCUUACGGCUUCUACCUCACUCACCUUCAAGGCAAGCAGGGCUUCCAAUUUUUCUGCAAGACGGAAGAGAUGAAACGGAAGUGGAUGGAGCAGUUUGAAAUGGCCAUGUCCAACAUUAAGCCAGAGAAAGCCACAGCAAACAACCACCAGUUCCAGAUGUACACCUUUGACAAGACCACCAACUGCAAAGCGUGCAAGAUGUUUUUAAGGGGGACCUUCUAUCAAGGCUAUCAGUGCUUGAAAUGCAAGGUGGGCGCCCACAAAGAAUGCUUGGAGGUCAUCCCGCCCUGCAAAAUCAGUUCUCCUGCAGAGCAGGAAUUACUGAAUCUAGGUCCUAAAAUGGUGGCCCUUCAGAAUUAUCACGGCAACCCGGCUCCGCCAGGGAAACCCGUAUUAACCUUCCAAACGGGCGAAGUGAUUGAGCUGCUCCGAGGGGAGCCGGACUCACAGUGGUGGGAGGGGAGGCUGAUCGUGUCCAAGAAAUCUGGCUAUUUCCCCAGCUCGUUGGUCAAGCCCUGCCCAGUGGAUGCUCGGCCUCCCAACAGCCGCCCCCCCUCGCGAGAGAUGGACUACUCCACCUACCCUUGGUUUGCAGGCAAUAUGGAGAGGCAGCAGACGGACAGCCUCCUGAAGCAGCAUGUCAGUGGGACCUACCUGAUCCGGGAGAGGCCAGCAGAAGCCGAGCGCUUUGCCAUCAGCAUCAAGUUUAAUGAUGAAGUCAAGCAUAUUAAAGUUGUUGAAAAAGAGAACUGGAUCCACAUCACAGAAGCAAAAAAAUUUGAAAGCCUCUUGGAACUGGUUGAAUACUACCAGGCCCAUUCACUGAAGGAGAGCUUCAAGCAGCUGGACACGACACUGAAGUAUCCGUACAAGUCUCGGGAACGCUCCAUCUCCAGAACCUUAGCUCGGUCACCAGCUGCCUGCGCUUCCUACAAUUUUUCCUUUCUCAGUCCUCAGGGCCACCACUUCACUUCUCAGAAUCCCUCCACUCCUUUUUGGUCAGUAUUCACCCCUCGGGCCAUUGGGACUGCAGUGGCCAGGUACAACUUUGCUGCACGGGACAUGCGGGAGCUCUCCUUGCAGGAAGGGGACGUGGUGAAGAUCUACAGCCGGAUUGGCGGGGACCAAGGAUGGUGGAAGGGAGAGGCCAACGGCAGAAUCGGUUGGUUCCCUUCAACCUAUGUGGAGGAGGAGGGCAUACAGUGACGUCCGGAUUGGCAGGUGCUAAGCAUCCCUUGCGCAGCCCGGCCUGUUUCUGGGCCUCCAUGACUGUUCUUCCAGCGCAAAGAAGAGCGCCUCACGUGGGCCCAUUUUACAAUCUGUGGGUGUGAGUGCAUGAGUGGCCACAGACAGUGGCGGGGCUUGGUGCAUGUGUGUGCGUGGGCAAGGCGCAGCUGUUUCUCUCCAACUGUCUGCCUUGCACAUAAGACCCAAAUGUCGGAUGUCAAGCAAUGCUUGCAGAAAGCCAUGAAGCCUCUGGGGAAGGACAGACUGGUCGGCCUGGCCAGCAAGUGGCUACGCUACAAAGCCCUCUGAGGAGUGGAAGAUGGGCUUGGUGGUGUCUCAUGCUUGGGUGGGAUACUGGAGAAGAGAUGCUUCUUCGGAGGUCCGGGAGGAGCAAGGGGACAUUUGAAGGGGUGUCCUGAGCUUAGGAAUUUUACCAGGGGAUUUCUGCAAGUCCCAAUGUCCUUCUCCUCAUGGCCAUGGGCUGUGGACCAGCUGAAACUACGAUAAAUGUGAGUGGACCCCUUUGCCGUCCAGAGGAAAGAGCUCAUUUGGGGACCCAGGGCCACCAGCUGUCACCCCACCCCCCCAGCUGCUGAGUAUCCUCAGGCCUUCUGCGGUCGUUCUUGAACCUUUCCUGAAUCCAGGGCUGCAGAGCAAACGUCCCUAACUCUGGCUGGAGGGAAGAAAGUGCAAGUUUAUGCAACGGUGGCGGUGGCGGACUGCACCCGUGGGACGCGGGGCCGCCUUCUCAUCCUUUGUGUGGGUCCCUCCUUCACCAGUGCCCAGGAACCUGUUUGAGGAGACAGCCCCGAGGUGGUUGGCAGAAGGACCCAGUGGCAUCAGGAGCCUCUGCCGGUUGCACCCCCUGAAAUUGGUUGGCCUUUUCAGGUGCCUGGCAGUUACUGGCUGUGCUGACGCCUUCUGCACUCGCGAGGGAGCCUUUAGUUGCAUGGUUGCGUGUUCUGCUGGCAAAAUGGUUUCCAUGCCCCCAGCGGCCCUCAGUGCCAGGGCACCUGUCAGAGAGGACUAGCAUUAGGCAGAACAGAGGUGCACGGAGCUCCUGCGGAAAUCCCCCUGGCAUCCAGCUUCCCUCAAAACUCCUGGGAGACUGCGGUGAAGAAGGAAUCCCACUGUCUCUCUGCAUUUCAGGUUCUCGGGGUGUCCACUUGGCCACACCAAGGCUAAUGCCUUCCUUUCCAGACACCUGCAGGAAGCCCUGCUCGGGACCGAGACGCAGCAAUGGCCGCUUUCCCACCGGUUCCAGAAGCUCUCCUGCAAGAGGCUUCAGUCUCCAGCCUUCCUGAAAGGAAAGGGCUGCUUGCUGGGGCAGGAGCUUGACCCCUUCCAGGGAGCAGAGGUCAAGCUCAUAUGCAAGCUGCCCACGGCCGUCUGUUGCCCAAUCCUGGCCCCCGAGAUUGGCGCAAAAGCCCCUCUGCCCUGCUCUCGGCUGAUCUGCACCUCCACUCUUUGCCCUGUUUUACAGAGAUACUCCCCUGAAAUCAGCAUUAUCCCCUUGAGCUCUUCCAGGGCUGCUUCUGUCUUUUUACUUAUCACAGAAAGCCUGGCCCUUUUGGAGGAAGAGAAAAUGAUAAUUUAAUAUUCCCUGAUAGGGAAGCCCCUCCAGAGAUGGGAUGGGCCAUAGACUGGAGAGCAGGGGAAAGCCCAGGUGCAAGAGAGAGAGAGAGAGAGAGACCCCCUUGGUUGAUCUCAGAAAGACUGAUCAGUACCUGGAUGGGAGACUGCCUGGGACCUCUGUAGAACUCUUUGGAUCUCCAGAUGAACCUCUCACACACUGAGGGAGCCCAAGUGCCAAGCCUUCCCCCCACUUAGAUUGAGGCUGCUGGGGGGGUAGGUAGGAGAGAGGAAAGAGGAGUCACUAUAUCGGGGCUGUGAAAAUCCCAGGGACCCCUAGAUGGCGGGAAAGAAGGGUUUUUUCGUACCAUUUCUUUGCUGCUCUCCAGAAGAUGUCUGGAGUUCUGCAGUCUGGAAACAACUGUAAUGGAAUGCUCUGAGCCUGGGAAUGAGAGUGGGCAUUUGCAAAAACACAUUGCCGAACAAGCACAGAUGGAUAUGCAGCUCAUAUCCCCUAAACUGGUAGCCAGUUCCCCCUUAAAUCAAGACAGAAUUAGAAAGAGGGGCAAAGGCAUCGAGGGGGACCCACCUAACACACCCACUGAUAAAAAGGGGGGGUACAGUACAUGCACACCCAAGAUUCUGUAAGCUCACCCCUUUUCCGUCUUGGAAGAAAGAAAGCCUCUUCCAUGCUGUGGCCAAGGUGUGCUUGGGUGGAGGCCGCCAGGAGCAGUCCAGGGUUCAUGUUUAUGGCACCUGCUACCCAUCUGUUGCAUCUUUCCCCUCUGUCCGGAUCCCUCCAGAAUCUUUCCCCCCAGGGGAUGCAGCAAUGGAAGGUGCAGCUGGAUCAAGGGGAUACAAGGGGAUAGCGUGGAGGUGCAGAAGAUGUACAGAACGGAAGCCAUUUUUUCUUGCAAGCUUCCUUGGUGCAGUGUGUGCCUGGUUGCUCAUGGGGCAACCCUCAGGAGCACCCCCUUCCCUGACGGCCGGGGAAAGGCAUCCACCAGAGAGAAAUGGACAGAAUAAGGGUUCAUGUGCAAAAGGUGCUAAUGCAGCAGGGAAAAAACACGGACUGAUUACGACUGGAUCACAACUCCUGCAUUUUCUGUAAAACAGGCUAGGGAUGAGCCGGCAUGGUAGAGUAGCGAGUUGGGCCAGGACCGGGAGGCCAAGGUUGAAAUCCGGUUCACUGAGGAAGUUCUGGUAGACGAGGCUGGUCACUUGCAUGCACACUGCUGUUGUGGAGAAGAACGGGCGCUGUGCACGGCGCCUGGAGGAAAGGCCAGUCUCGGCUGCGCCAACCACUCACCUGAGUGCAGGUAGAGCUCAGACCUUGCUGAACCGCGUGAAAGUUUGGAAAAUGAGGUUAGCCAAGAGGAAAACAGAAAAGAGGCAUUACUUCUCAAAAACAAGGGAUCACAGUGCAUUUUCCCAUAAGAUGUUCCUUCUGAAGAAAAUCAAAAUGUUUCUUGAUUGGGAGAAGGAAGACUUUUGUUCUUUGCUGGUGGAAUGUUUCUCUCUUCCCAAGAAGUGUUUGGUUUGCAUUUAAUUGCUGGCCCCAGCCACUCUCCUGUUUGUGAGUAAGAGGAUGAUUUUUUAUUAAGAGGGGUGAAAAUGUUGUACAUAUAUUUCGAUUUUGCAAAACCAUUUUUAAAAGAAAUGUAAUAAUGGAAAAAUAAUAUGAACCACAUUCUUUGAUGUAUUGGUUUCUUUUUUACUUUGAUUUCUUUUUUGCACUGCCCUAAAUUGGGGCCAGGAGGGAAUGGGUGAAAAUGUGGGGAAAUGAAGAUUAGCUUAUAUCGGAGAAAAAUAAAACAUCUUGCAAAUUGUUAUUGCAAAUUUAA
Molecule: messenger RNA, 6409 nt
Organism: Candoia aspera
Lineage: Eukaryota; Metazoa; Chordata; Lepidosauria; Squamata; Candoiidae
Gene: VAV2
Product: vav guanine nucleotide exchange factor 2
Exons: 28
Coding region: 312-2972 (886 amino acids)
Biological process (GO): regulation of GTPase activity; cell migration; intracellular signal transduction
Cellular component (GO): cytoplasm
Molecular function (GO): protein binding; guanyl-nucleotide exchange factor activity
Source: RefSeq, a predicted model, not a curated record